Molecule: messenger RNA, 1659 nt
Organism: Pseudomassariella vexata
Lineage: Eukaryota; Fungi; Ascomycota; Sordariomycetes; Amphisphaeriales; Pseudomassariaceae
Product: major facilitator superfamily domain-containing protein
Exons: 5
Coding region: 18-1622 (534 amino acids)
Biological process (GO): transmembrane transport
Molecular function (GO): transmembrane transporter activity
Source: RefSeq, a predicted model, not a curated record
AUUGCAAUUAUAUCAUCAUGCAAAGUCAGAGUGACAUGUCGAACUACUCACAACCACCCCCAGCAGCCAAGGUGGCCGACCAACCUGCAGUCAAACCGCAACUCCCCCACCUGAGCCUAGAGAAACUCCCCUCCAUCCUCCCCUCCAUUGAAACCUCUCCCACGGUAUCCCUCCACCUGUCCCCCGUAUCGUCCUGUCCCGAAGCAGAAGACCUAGAAAACGGCCACCAAGUCCUCCACCGGAUCCCAAGUGCCCCCUCGCCGUAUCUCUCCCUUCCCCCCUGGCGCAAAAAGAUCAUCGUCUUCACGACCUCCUUCACGGCCCUUACUGUGACCUUCGCAUCGACGAGUCUCAACCCUGUCACCCUAGAAGUCGCCGAGUCCCUCAACACCACGUCCGCCGUCAUCUUGAUAACGAAUUCCCUUGUCCUCUUGACGAUGGGCUGCUCGAAUUUCGUCUGGGGGCCGAUCACACGGAUUUUCGGGAGGAAAAAGGCUUGGUUGGCUGCUUGUGUGAUUUUCACGCUGUGCACUCUCGGCACUUGCCUUGUGCCAGAGGAUAAGGGGCAUUUGGGGUUGCGGGUCUUUAUCGCUAUGAGGAUAUUAUCCGGGAUUCAGGGGACUUUCUUUCAUGUAGCUGGGCAAACGUGGCUGGCUGAUUGUUUUGAACCGAAACAACGCGGUAUGGCGACAGGAUUCUUCUUGUGUGGGACAAUCUUCGGGCCAGCAUUCGGACCUUGUGUGGCUGGUAUUAUCGUCACCUUCGCCACAUGGCGUGCGGUGCUCUGGCUGCAAGUGUCAAUGAUUGGUACGGCCUUCCUCUUAUCCCUCUUCUUCCUGCCGGACAUCGAAAGGCCAGAUGAAACGGUCCCGGCAAAGUCCGAUAGUCGACUCCUCGAUUCGGCGAAAACAUUCAACCCAGGUAGGAUAUUCAAGCCAAUGCUAUAUCCGAAUGUGACCUUCACGCAUGUGACUUGUGGCUUCUUGUCUUGGUGCCAAUACACACUCCUCGCCGCACCCCGUCACCUCCUAAACCCGCGUUUCAACCUCACCACGCCCCUCGUUUCGGGUCUCUUCUACAUCGCGCCCGGAGUCGGGUUCCUCCUAGGCACCGUAAUCGGUGGCAAAUUUUCCGACAUGACCGUCAUCAAAUGGAUUCGCAUUCGGGGCGGUAUUCGACUCCCACAGGACAGGCUUCACAGCGGCAUGAUAUCGUUUUUCUUCCUCAUCCCAAUCUCGUCUUUGAUAUAUGGAUGGGGACUGGAAUACCAGAUUGGUGGGAUGGCUUUGCCGAUCGUGACGGCAUUCUUCUGUGCGAUGGGCUUGACCAUGGCUUUUUCCUCCGUCAACACCUAUUGUGCAGAAGUCCUGCCGAAACGGAGGACCGAGGUCAUUGCGGGCAAAUAUUUGGUCCAGUAUACUUCUGCAGCGAUCGGAAGUGCGUCCAUUGUACCCUUGAUUGACGCCAUUGGCGUCGGGCCGGCUACCACCAUUGGCGUCGUCUUUGCACUUUCUGGGGGUGUUUUGGUGUUGGCAACGGCCCGAUAUGGGCUGAGGAUGCAACAGUGGAUUGAAAGGAGACAUAGAUUUCUGGUUACUGGGCAGGUCACCGCUACGAUCUAAAAGUAGUAUACCAUAAACUCGAAUAGGACUAAAAUAG